Molecule: messenger RNA, 1287 nt
Organism: Passer montanus (Eurasian tree sparrow)
Lineage: Eukaryota; Metazoa; Chordata; Aves; Passeriformes; Passeridae
Gene: YKT6
Product: YKT6 v-SNARE homolog
Exons: 8
Coding region: 33-629 (198 amino acids)
Biological process (GO): endoplasmic reticulum to Golgi vesicle-mediated transport
Cellular component (GO): Golgi apparatus
Molecular function (GO): SNAP receptor activity
Source: RefSeq, a predicted model, not a curated record
CGACCGCAGCGUCGGACCCCCCCAGCCCCGCCAUGCGGCUCUACAGCCUCAGUGUCCUGUACAAGGGGGACCCCAAGGUGCGCCUGCUCAAGGCCGCCCACGACGUCUCCUCCUUCAGCUUCUUCCAGAGGCCCAGUGUGCAGGAGUUCAUGACCUUCACGAGCCAGCUGAUCGCGGAGCGCUCGGCGCUGGGCAGCAGGGCCUCGGUCAGGGAGCAAGAGUACCUGUGCCACGUGUACGUGCGGAGCGACGGGCUGGCUGGGGUGGUGAUUGCAGACAAUGAGUACCCCCAGAGGGUUUGCUUCACCUUGCUGGACAAGGUGCUGGAGGAGUUCUCCAGGCAGGUGAGCAGGAUGGACUGGCCCUCAGGGUCACCUGCCACCAUCAGCUACUCUGCCUUGGAUGGAUACCUCAGCAAGUACCAGAACCCCCGGGAUGCUGACCCCAUGACCCGAGUGCAGGCGGAGCUGGACGAGACCAAAAUCAUCCUGCACAACACCAUGGAGUCACUGCUGGAGCGGGGUGAGAAGCUGGACGACCUGGUCUCCAAGUCCGAGGUGCUGGGGGCACAAUCCAAAGCCUUCUACAAAACGGCCCGAAAGCAGAAUUCCUGCUGUGAGAUCAUGUGACAUGGAGCCCGGGGUCUGCACCUCCGGACCACCAGCCCUCCACGCCCCUCCACAGCCCCCCCAGGGCUGCUCCUGGGGCUGGGCCGGGGGUCCCCAGCCCCCUGGGCUGAUGUGACUGUUGUCCACCUUGAGGGGACACCAAGGCUGGCACCGGGCCGGCACCCAGGGGGGGUGGUCCACAUGGAAGCCCCCCCAGCCUCGCUGCUGCUGGGGCAGCUGGGACCAGGGGCUGCCUGGCCAAGCACUCCCCUGCCUUCACAGCCCCCCAGAAGCCUGGAGGAGCCCCCCACUGCUGUCCAGGGGCUGAGGGGGCAGGCAGAGCCCCCACUGCCAGCCCAGGCAGCUUUUAUGUAUUUGUGUCCUAAGGGUGAGCUGGGGGUGGGAAGGGGAAAAGGUUUUUUUGGGUGGGGGGUGCUCUCUGCCCUCCCUGGGCAGCUCCUCCCGAGCUUGGAGCUGUGUCCUGGUGCUGGGGGAGGGGGCUGCACCUCAGAGCCCCUCCCCUGCUCCCACCAGCCCGGGUGGGGGGCUCAGCAGCUGCCAGGGCCCCGCUGCCUCCUCUUCCUCCUCCCGGGGAAGGGCAAGGUCGGGCUCGGGCUGUAGCUGGGCUUGUUUCUGUGCCCUGGCUGCACGGCCAGGGGAUAAAGUGGUCUUUGGCAAU